Molecule: messenger RNA, 942 nt
Organism: Salmo salar (Atlantic salmon)
Lineage: Eukaryota; Metazoa; Chordata; Actinopteri; Salmoniformes; Salmonidae
Source: RefSeq, a predicted model, not a curated record
AUGAAGACUGACGGAGAGAUGAACUGUAUCAACAUCAUCCACCACCCUACGCUCCCCCACCUCAACAUCACCCACCACCCUCCCCCACCUCAACAUCAUCCACCACCCUACCUCAACAUCACCCACCACCCUCCCUCACCUCAACAUCACCCACCACCCUCCCCCACCUCAACAUCAUCCACCACCCUACCCACCUCAACAUCAUCCACCACCCUACCCCACCCCACCUCAACAUCAUCCACCACCCCCCCAUCUCAACAUCAUCCACCACCCUCCCCACCUCAACAUCAUCCACCACCCUACCAUCCCUACCUCAACAUCAUCCACCAUCCUACCCCACCUCAACAUCAUCCACCACCCUACCCCACGUCAACAUCAAUCACCACCCUCCCCCACCUCAACAUCAUCCAACACCCUCCCCACCUCAACAUCAUGCACCACCCUCCCCCACCUCAACAUCAUCCAACACCCUCCCCACCUCAACAUCAUCCACCACCCUCCCCCACCUCAACAUCAUCCAACACCCUGCCCACCUCAACAUCAUCCACCACCCUACCCUCCCCCAUCUCAACAUCAUCCACCACCCUACCCUCCCCCACCUCAACAUCAUCCACCGCCCUCCCCCAUCUCAACAUCAUCCACCACCCUACCUUCCCCCAUCUCAAGAUCAUCCACCACCCUACCCUCCCCCACCUCAACAUCAUACACCACCCUCCCCCACCUCAACAUCAUCCAUCCACCACCCUACCCUCCCCCAUCUCAACAUCAUCCAUCCACCACCGUACACUCCCCCUUCCUCAACAUCAUCCGCCACCCUACACUCCCCCACCUCAACAUCAUCCAUCCACCACCCUACGCUCCCCCACCCCUCCUGUUUCCCCACCCCUCCUCUGCCGCAUUGUUUCCCCUGAUGUCAAUACCAAGUCCAGUGGUGGGUCAUGA